UUGUGACUACCGAAGUUGAGUUUUAAUUUUAUUUCAUGUGCAGUGCUUGAGGAUAGGACGACCCUUGUUUUUUAAUAAGAUUUCAGUAAUAACGAUUAAGCAAUACAAUUAAAUCUUAUGAUAAGUACUUAGAUAAAUGUAUUUUAGCGCUUGGAAUGAGGUGAUAGUAAUAAAAAAAACAGUGUCUUCAGUAUUGUGCCUACGUACUUCCUACAAUGAUUAAACUUUUGGGGCAAGGCUCUUCUGUAUUUUAUGUAAAUUAGCAUGGAUAAGAUUGGAGUGACGUAUUCGUGGUUAAAUAUAAUCAUUGUGAGAAUUGUAGGAGUGCAGUCAAGUCCUACAAUUCAAGAGUGGUGAACUCGUACAACGUAAAUAAACUUAAUGGAAGUGAAGAUCUAGUUGAGAAACAGGAUGCCACCAAGACCGCCACCUCCACCCGGUCCUCCUCCACCUCCAGGCCCUCCACCUCUUCCAAUCUUUGGAAGUUCGAAAGCUUCAGGCUCGGUUGAUGACCGCAGUGCAUUACUAAGUUCAAUAAGACAAGGCGCAAAGUUAAAAAAGACUGUUACAGUAGAUAAAAGUGGACCACAUAUUCCUGGUAAAGUGUCUAAUAGUGUUUCCAAUAAUGCAUCAACAGUUGGGAAUGGAGUUAAAAGUAGUGGGAUGACAAAUGGUGGUGCUAUGCCGGGUCUAGGUGGACUUUUUGCAGGAGGCAUGCCUAAAUUAAGACCUACUGGAAAAGGAUUUACUAAUAGUGGAAGCACAACUCCAAAUGGUCAAGUAAGCAGUAGUGGUAGUUCAUCACCUCGUUUUCCACAACAUAAGUCACCAGAAAAGUCAAGAUCAUUUGGAUCCCCUGGAGGGAACUUAGUUGCAGCCCUUUCUGAAGCACUUGCAUCACGAGAGUCAUCAAAAGAUGUUCGAGAGUCACCCAGAGAUCAGGCACCGUCUAGACCAGGAGUUAGGAGGCAGCCCAGUGAGGCUAAAACUAGAGGACCCCCACCAGAUCCCCCGGUACAGAGGAACCCCAUGCCUUUGAGUACAUCAGACUCGGUUCUAACUACGGGUGUGACGGAGCGAGUGAGUUCCGAGCAGAAUUUGCCUCCUCAUGUCGCCUCCACGCUGCAUCGCAAUAGGAGCUCGUUGCACUCGGGCUCGCAGACGUCUUUGGGUGGUUCUAUGUCUUCGCUUACAACAGCGCCCCCGGCAGCCACGCCGGCGUCUUCGCUGUCCACCUCGGAUCUCUCAGAGCGGCCCAGAGUCAGCCAUGGGAAGCCCAACUUGGCUCCCAAACCGCCGACCAACCAACCCGACAGGCCUUCACCUCCGCCUAAAAAGCUCCUUGUUAAUGGAAAAUUGGCUGCCAGGGCGCAGAGUAUGAGAGUGCCUAGGUCGCCUCCGGUGUCCCCGCCGUCCCCUCCGGGACUGUCUCGGCCUCCGCAGCCGCCCCCAGCGCCCCAUAACCCGCCAAUUGCAUCCAAAAACAAUGCAUCGCACUUUGGUACCCUGCGAGCACCUCGCGGUCUGCGCCCACCCGGGGUUUGUCCCCCUCCGCCGCCGGGUGCUCCGCCGCCUCCCCCCGGAGCACCGCCGCCGCCCCCUGCCCGAGGGGCUUCGCUGGCGCAACCUCCGCCGCCCCCGCCUCAUUAUAGGCUGAACAGCACAAACGAAGAACCCCACGCGCCUGCACCGCCCGUCCGUGGUUCGUCGAUACGCGAACGCGCGGCCGAAUUUGACGCUCGCUUCGCAGCCUUAUUCCACCCGAUGACGUCAUUCCCCGAUCCGCCGCCUUUCCUACGCGUUACGAAAGGCUAUUGCAGUGCCUCUGCGCAGGUGAGUAAGGCUCAGGCGCCGCCGCCCCCGCUGAAGGUGCCCCUCGAGGGCUGGACGGGCACGUCGAGCGCCUGCUAGCGACCGCCGGGGGCUCUUGCCCCCGUCACCUACACGCGCUCGGCCACCACGGCACACC
Molecule: messenger RNA, 1969 nt
Organism: Pieris brassicae (large cabbage white)
Lineage: Eukaryota; Metazoa; Arthropoda; Insecta; Lepidoptera; Pieridae
Product: WAS/WASL-interacting protein family member 2-like
Exons: 8
Coding region: 412-1911 (499 amino acids)
Molecular function (GO): actin binding
Source: RefSeq, a predicted model, not a curated record